GGCGGCGGGUAUAAAUCUGAACUGCUGCAGGUUCACACACACACACACAAACAGACACGAUGGAGGUGAAGCUGCUGUGUCUGACUGUUGUUCUUCUCUCCUCACCCCUCCUCACACUGUGUGACCCGCUGUUUGUUCUGUCAGCUCCUAAUUUGCUGAGAGUGGGUUCCUCAGAGAAUGUGUUUGUGGAGGCUCAGGAUUACUCUGGAGGAACUUUUGAUGUAAAGAUCAUAGUGAAUAACCACCCACAGAAAGACAAGGAGAUACUGUCCAAAACAGUGACACUGACUGCAGAAAACAAUUACCAGUUACUUACAGAUAUAAAGAUCCCUGAUGAUCAGAACUAUUUCUCUGCUGAUCCUCUGGAGAAGCAGUAUGUGUAUCUACAAGCUCAUUUUCCUUCCAAAAUCCUGGAGAAAGUGAUCAUGGUCUCAUUCCAGUCUGGAUAUAUAUUUGUACAGACAGACAAGCCCAUCUACACGCCUGCUAGCACAGUUCAAUACAGGAUUUUCUCUCUGACACCCAACCUGAAACCCCUCAGUCAGUCUGGAGUCACGGUGGAGAUCAUGAAUCCACAAGGCAUCACAGUUUCAUCAGAUAAGAUAUAUCCAGUGAAAGGGAUGAAGUCCGGAAAAUAUGCCAUUCCUGAGGUUGCCAGUCUUGGGAUAUGGAAGGUUGUCACACAGUUCGCCAAUACCCCUCAGAAGGAAUUUACUGCUGACUUUGAGGUCAAAGAAUAUGUGCUUCCAACAUUUGAAGUGAAAUUAAAACCCAGUAGAUCAUUCUUCUAUGUGGGUGACGAGAGUCUGACAGUCGACAUUGAAGCCAAGUAUCUGUUUGGACAGAAGGUGGAAGGAAAUGCGUUUGUGAUGUUUGGUGUGAUGGACGGUGAGAAGAAAACAAGUAUUGAUACCUCUUUGCAAAAAGUUGAGAUAAGGGAAGGAGAAGGAGAGGCAGAACUGACCAGGAAGAUGAUCACUAACACCUUUCCAAACAUUAACCAGCUGGUUGGACGAUCAAUCUAUGUUUCAGUCAGUCUUUUAACAGAAAGUGGCAGUGAAAUGGUGGAAGCAGAAAGGAGAGGCAUUCAGAUCGUGACGUCACCGUACACCAUCCACUUCAAAAAAACACCACAAUUCUUCAAACCUGGGAUGCCCUUCGAUAUCUCGGUCUAUGUAACAAAUCCUGAUCAGACGCCUGCUGAAAAAGUGGAAGUGGAGGUCAGUCCUGGAGAGGUCAGAGGUCAAACAACAGCCAAUGGUAUUGCAAAAGUAACCGUCAACACUCUAGGAGGAUCUUCCGAGCUAAAAAUCACUGCAAAAACCAAAGAUCUACAAUUAAGCAACGAACAGCAGGCAGAGAAGACGAUGACGGCUCUUGCUUACAUUCCCAAAGACAGCUCCAAUAACUACUUUCACAUCGGCAUUGAUUCUGCAGAGCUUCAGAUCGGUGAUCAAAUGAAAGUCAAUCUCAACACUGGACAAAGUCCAGGAGUCAAAGAUCAAGAUUACACAUACAUGAUCUUAAGUAAAGGUCAGAUUGUUCAAGCAAACAGAUUUAAGAGGAAAGGACAAGCUCUAGUGACUCUGUCUCUACCUGUAACCAAAGACAUGGUGCCGUCCUUCCGCUUUUUGGCUUAUUAUCAUGUGGGCUCGUCUGAGGUGGUGUCUGAUUCAGUCUGGGUCGACGUGAAGGACACGUGCAUGGGAACGCUCGAGCUUCAGGUGAAGAACAAGAUGAAUACCUAUGGCACAGGAGAUGAGGUCACGCUGCAGAUAAGUGGAGAUCCUGGAGCUAGAGUUGGGCUGGUGGUGGUUGACAAGGCUGUGCAAGUCCUGAACAAGAACAGACUCACUCAGACUCAGAUCUGGGACGUCAUAGAGAAGCAUGACACCGGUUGUACGGCAGGAGGUGGAAGGGACAGUAUGGGGGUUUUCAGUGAUUCAGGUCUGAUGUUUGAGUCACACACUGCAGGAGGAACCAACACCAGAAUAAUGCCUGGAUGUCCCGUCCCUGAAAAGAGAAAACGAAGAGCUGAGAGUCGCCUGCAGAUCACUAGUACACUGGCUGGUCAAUACUCUGGUGAACUGAAGCAGUGCUGCUUUGAUGGGAUGAGGGAUAAUAAACUCGGCUACACCUGUGAACGAAGAGCCACCUACAUCGUAGACGGGCCAGAGUGCAGAAAGGCCUUCCUGCACUGCUGCAAAGAGAUGGAAACCCGCAAAAACAUGAAGACAGAAGAGGAGGAGAUGAUUCUGGCUCGCAGUGAUGAUGAAGAUGACUAUUAUACAGACUCUGAUGAGAUCGUGUCACGUACUCAGUUCCCUGAGAGUUGGCUUUGGGAAGAGAUUGAUCUGUGUGAGAAUUGUCCAGCACCAGUCACAGAUAAAGUGAUCUACCUGAAAGACUCUAUCACUACCUGGCAGAUCUUGGCUGUCAGUCUGUCACCAACACUUGGCAUCUGUGUGGCAGAACCUGAGGAGAUUAUCGUUUUUAAGAGCUUAUUCGUUGACCUCAAGAUCCCUUAUUCAGCUGUGCGCGGUGAACAACUGGAGAUCAAGGCCAUUAUUCACAACUACACACCAAAGAAGCAGAAGGUGCGUGUGGAGUUUAUGGAGACAGAACAUGUUUGCAGCUUUGCCAGUAAGAAAGGCAAAUACAGAACAACAGUAAACAUUGACAAAGACUCCAGCAAAGCGGUUUCAUAUGUGAUUAUUCCCAUGACGCUGGGAAAUCAUGAUAUUGAGGUGAAAGCUGCAGCAUUUGAUUCUGUCCACACUGAUGGAAUAAGAAAGACCCUGAAGGUGGUGUCUGAGGGUGUGCUGAUUCCAUUACACAGACCAAAAGUGGAGCUCAAUCCUGUUAAGGAUGGGGAGGAGCCUAUAGUUAUUAGAGCUGAAAUACCAGCGGAUCGGGUUCCAGACACUCCUGCUAACACCUACAUCUCGAUUGCUGGUGAAGAGAUCUCUCAGACAGUUGAGCAGGCCAUCAGUGGAGACUUCAUGGGUCGCCUUAUUGUCCAGCCCCAUGGAUGUGGAGAGCAGAACAUGAUCUUCAUGACUCUACCUCUCAUUGCCACUCAUUAUCUGGACAGCACAAAUCAGUGGGAUACUGUUGGUAUGGACAAGCGUAAUGAAGCCAUUAAUCAUAUCAAAACAGGUUAUCAACGGCAGCUGGGUUACCGUAAAUCAGAUGGAUCCUACGCUGCCUGGGUAAACAGGCAGAGCAGCACAUGGCUGACAGCAUAUGUGGCCAAAAUCUUCGCCAUGGCCAAUAACUUUGCUCCUAUAGAGGAAAAUGUGCUCUGCAGUGCCCUCAAGUGGCUCGUUCUCCACAAACAACUGCCAGACGGCUCCUUUAAAGAGGAUUCAGCUGUAAUUCAUGGAGAGAUGGUGGGUGAUGUACGAGGCAUAGAUGCCGAUGCCUCUCUGACGGCCUUUGUUGUGAUUGCCAUGCAAGAGGCCAGAGAGAUCUGUGCUGGAUCAGUUGGUAGUCUGCAUGAAAGUAUCAGGAAGGCUGUUGUAUUCUUAGAAGGUCGACUUCCACAACUAAGAAAUCCUUACGCUGUUGCGAUGACGUCCUACGCCAUGGCCAAUGCUGAAAAACUCGAUAAAGACAUCUUGAUGAAACAUUCCACCCAAGGAGACGCCGGUAGGCUUUGGACUGUCGCUGGACAGCGUCAUCACUCUCUAGAGGCGACGGCCUAUGCUGUGCUGGCACUUGUGAAGGCCAAAGACUUUGAUAAAGCAGGAGAAGCAGUUUACUGGCUGCGUUCACAACAGUCUCAUUAUGGUGGAUCUGGCACCACACAGGCGACCAUCAUGGUGUUCCAGGCCGUGGCAGAGUAUCGCACGCAGGUGAAGGACCGACAAAACUUCAAUCUGGACGUGGAGCUGUCAGUGGCAGGAAGAAGCAAACCUGUCAGAUAUACUAUUAAAAGAGACAAUGUGCAUCUUGCACGAUCAGACAAGGUGGAGAUCAACAAGGACUUCAAUGUGACGGCUAAAGGAACUGGAAUGGCCACUCUCUCAGUUCUGACGCUGUACUAUGCCAGACCUGUUGAGAAGAAGUCUGACUGUACACUCUUUGAUCUGACUGUUAAAAUGGUGCAAGACUUUGAAACAAAACAAGAAGGAGCCAUUGAAACUUACAAGCUCACCAUGGAUUUCUUCUACAAAAGCGAUAAAACCGAUGCCACCAUGACAAUUCUGGACAUUGGCAUACCGACAGGAUUUAGAGUGGAAAGCAAAGAUCUUGAAGAGUUGUCCACAGGGAAGGAGAGAUACAUUCAGAAAUUUGAGAUGGACAAAGUGCUGUCAGAGCGAGGAUCCCUCAUCCUCUACUUAGAUAAGGUUUUGCGUAUAGAAAAACAAAGAAUCACCUUCAGAAUGCACAAGAUGCUUGAUGUGGGUCUGCUUCAACCUGCCGCUGUCACAAUAUAUGAAUAUUACUCACCCAAUGCACGCUGUACAAAGUACUUCCACCCUGAGCGGGAAGAUGGCGCUUUAUACAGACUGUGUAAGGGAGACAUGUGCCAGUGUGCAGAAGAAAACUGCAGUUACCAGAGGAAAGAAGGUGUCGGAGAUGGGGAGCGCUUGAAUAAAGCCUGUGAAGCUGGCAUGGAUUAUGUUUAUAAAGUCUCAGUGGUGGGGAUGGAUCUGGCACAGGACUCUGACAUCUUUCACUUGAAGGUGGAGCAAGUGCUGAAAGAAGGCACUGAUGAGGAUGUUGAGGGGAGAGUCAGACCAUUUUUGGGUCGUCCCAAUUGCAGAGAUCAUUUGGGAUUGAAAGAAGGCAAGUCGUACCUCAUCAUGGGCAAAUCCACUGACCUGCCAAGGCUCGGAGGAACUCUGCAGUACAUCUUGGGAGAGCACACCUGGGUUGAAUACUGGCCGACAAAACAGGAAAGCCAAACUCGGGAAUACAGGGAUCAGUACAUCGGCAUCUCUGAAGUUGAGAAUAGCCUCCUCAAAGAAGGAUGUGCUACAUAAUUAUAUAAACAUUUGUUGAUUACAGAAAAUGAAA
Molecule: messenger RNA, 5025 nt
Organism: Rhinichthys klamathensis goyatoka
Lineage: Eukaryota; Metazoa; Chordata; Actinopteri; Cypriniformes; Leuciscidae
Product: complement C3-like
Exons: 41
Coding region: 60-4991 (1643 amino acids)
Cellular component (GO): extracellular region
Molecular function (GO): endopeptidase inhibitor activity; protein binding
Source: RefSeq, a predicted model, not a curated record